AAAACUCUGAAUCAGGCGCGCUUCGCGGUCGUGGAGCGGCCACCCGCCGUGUCCGCUGCAAAUAGGUUCCGUGAUCUAGCGCUUCCGUCCCCGCAGCCGUGAUCGUGCGCCGAGGCCCGCGAAGGGUCGCCGCCGAGGUUUCCACCAGCCACAAGCAGGAGCAUGGCAGCCAUCCCCUCCAGCGGCUCGCUCGUGGCCACCCACGACUAUUACCGGCGCCGCCUGGGUUCCACUUCCAGUAACAGCUCCUGCGGAAGUGCCGAGUAUCCUCGGAAGGCCAUCCCCCACCACCCCGGUCUCCCCAAGGCUGACCCGGGUCACUGGUGGGCAAGCUUCUUUUUCGGGAAGUCCACUCUCUCAUUCAUGGCCACCGUGUUGGAGUCCCCAGAACACUCGGAGUCUCCCCAGUCCUCCAGUGGCCUGACCACCUGUGACCUGGUUCAGGAAGCCACGAGGAAGCAGCCUGGCAGCCAGCCUGGCAGCCAGCCUAGCAAAGCCAAAACGGGGGUCCCAUCCUAAGUGGCCACCGCCGGC
Molecule: messenger RNA, 534 nt
Organism: Manis pentadactyla (Chinese pangolin)
Lineage: Eukaryota; Metazoa; Chordata; Mammalia; Pholidota; Manidae
Product: pancreatic progenitor cell differentiation and proliferation factor-like
Exons: 1
Coding region: 163-519 (118 amino acids)
Biological process (GO): cell differentiation; multicellular organism development
Source: RefSeq, a predicted model, not a curated record